AUGGCCUCGCAUGGUAUUUGUUUUGUUCGGACAAAUUGAUCGGUGUUGUCUUAAAAUCCUGGUGAAACGUUAUCGUCCGCUGUUCCGGUUUACGUGAAUUUCUUCCGCCAGGCAUGCUCCAUCGGCCGGCGGUAUUUGUUGCCCGUUUUUCGCUGCACACUAGUGGUUUUUCUCGUUUUAAGUACGCGGCUCUCAGUCGAAUCGGCGGCGCGCGUGCAUUUUGAAAGAGUGUUUUUGUUUUGUGUUGUUCCCCGCUGUGGGUAAUUGAGCCGAUGAUGGAUUCGGGAAUUUUACUAGUUCCGAAGCUGGAACCACAUCCGGACGGGGUCGGGAAUAGUGCUUUGACCGGAGCGCUGCCAAAAGUGACGAUUGUUGCGAAAGGAGUUGAACUAGGCGAAGGGGGUUGUCGAGGAAGGACGGGAUGCAGCGGGAACAAACAAAAACACAGAUCCGGCAGAGAUGGAGAGCUGAUCCUGGUGAUGGAGCCUCAAAAUCCUUCCCCGACCAAGUAUUUCGAUCAAAAUGGAUUGCCCCUGAAGAAGGAACUGGUUGAGAAUGAGCUGACGGAAGAACUUCCCGCGGGAAAAGCUUCCUCGAAGAAACGAUCCAAACUAACGAUAACCUGCCACAAGUGUUCCAGGCUGUUCGAGACGAAGAUAGAGUACGAAUUCCACUACCGGAAGAGUUACAACCAGGAGCCAAUCUACUGCUGCACAACUUGUGAUAAACAGAUAUCCCAGUACAAAGCUUACAGAUUGCAUAUUUAUCGCCACUUGAACAGUGCGAAUCAGCGAUAUACCUGUGGAACCUGCGCCAAAGUGUUCCAUCAGAAGUCGGACCUGACCAGGCAUGAAGGUGUCCAUGAGAGUCAAAUCCCAGCUUCCCGCCCCGAAUCGGAUCUCAUGGCCGCCACAAUGGCAGGGAAAAUCAAUUGCGAUCGGUGCGACGCCGUUUUCGGCAGCCAAGCCGAGGUCAGGAUCCACAUCAAGAAGAUUCACCCGAUUCCCAAGCAGAUGAUCGAAUGCCCCGAUUGCGGGAAAUUCCUAUCGGCUGGGAGUUUAUACUCGCACCGGAAAAUCCACUCGGAUGGGCCGAAAUUCACCUGCGAGGAUUGUGAUAAGUCGUUCGUGCAGAAGAUCAACUUCAUUCACCACCGGAAAAAACACCUGCCGAACGAUGAGCGGCCGUUCCCGUGCGGGGAGUGCGGGAAGGCGUUCUUCGAGAAGUCCCACCUGCAGAGGCAUCAGUUCUUCCACUCCGAGGAGCGACCGUACAAGUGCGAGCUUUGCGGCAAGUGCUACAAAACCGAGCGGUGUUUGAAGGUAAGGCUUCUGCUCUAAAUAUCGGACAUGGUAUUUUAGACUCUUAAUUGAUUGACUUCUUUAUUGGUAUUAUUCCAAACAUUACAUUCAUUUUCAUAUCUAAGAGUUCUGUGUUCAACACUAUCAUUCUAAAUCGGUAAAAUUAAAUUAUGUUGUUUGUCAUGAUUUUCCCAUGCAUUCCAUUAAAAAUUAAUUCAGGUGUAUGACCAAAUAUUAUUAUGAUUUCAACCAGUAAUUUUUCAGAUGCCUCCUGAGAUGUUUUUUUUUUGAUACCUUCAGAAAUUACUCCGAAGAUUUCUCUUAUGAUUCCUUCAGAAAAUGAUCCGAAAAUUCUUUGAGGAACUUCCCAGUGAAGUCCUCCGAGUAAGUAAUCUUUGAUAAAAAUUCUGUGAAAAUUUCUAUUGAAGUUAUGCAAGGAUCUGAACUCUUGAUGAAAUCUUGAAGAAUUUUCUAGAUAAA
Messenger RNA from Aedes aegypti (yellow fever mosquito), 1781 nucleotides. Its product is annotated as zinc finger protein 569-like. Gene Ontology annotation, molecular function: RNA polymerase II cis-regulatory region sequence-specific DNA binding; DNA-binding transcription factor activity. Gene Ontology annotation, biological process: regulation of transcription by RNA polymerase II. The transcript has 2 exons. Lineage: Eukaryota; Metazoa; Arthropoda; Insecta; Diptera; Culicidae. The record is from RefSeq and is a predicted model, not a curated record. The coding region runs from base 273 to 1340 and encodes 355 amino acids.